Molecule: messenger RNA, 1539 nt
Organism: Hevea brasiliensis (rubber tree)
Lineage: Eukaryota; Viridiplantae; Streptophyta; Magnoliopsida; Malpighiales; Euphorbiaceae
Exons: 4
Coding region: 1-1539 (512 amino acids)
Source: RefSeq, a predicted model, not a curated record
AUGGGAUCAGAUAGGAGAUGGAUGUAUGCUAGGUUAAAAGACGGCCUACUGACCACAGAAUUCGUAGAAGGUAUUGAACAAUUCAUAACAUUUGCUAAGCAACAUCUAGAAUGGAUGGAUGGGGAUAAACUGAAGUGCCCAUGUAAUCAUCGAAAGUUUCAGAAUCGUUACUAUGUUGACGAAAAUACAAUUAGGUUAUAUUUGAUGAAGCAUGGAUUCGUGCCAUAUUAUUAUAAAUGGAUUCUACAUGGGGAGCCCCGCACAAGUAAUGUUAAUAGUCAAAACAUAAAUGUUAUUAUAGAAGAACUUAUUCAAGAGGUUGAUAGUAGCACAAGCAAUACAUAUGAGCAAAUGGUAAUGGAUGCAGCGGGUUUUGGUUUCUUCCAGGAUGUAAUAGAGGAGCCUUCAAAUCCAUCAGAUCAAAAGUUGUAUGACAUGUUACAAGCUGCUAAUCAAGAGGUGUGGCCAGGUUGUGCAACUCAUUCACAGCUCUUAGUUGUUGCAAGGAUGUUGAACGUCAAGGCAGAACAUCAUUUGUCAAAAAGGUGUUUUGAUGACAUCUGCCAACUUAAGAAAGAGGUGUUACUGGAUGAUAAUUUAAUGACUGAAAACUUUUACAGUACAAAGAAGUUGGUCCAAGCAUUGGGCCUACCGGUUGAGAAGAUUCAUUAUUCAAAAGAAAUGAGAUGGCAUGCUGAGCAUGACUAUGAACAUGGGGUAAUGCAUCAUUGUUUAGAUGCAGCUAUGUGGAAGCAUUUUAAUAAGACACAUCCUUUAUUUGCUGCUGAGGUUCGGAAUACCCUUAUUACAGAGUUGAAACAGUUGUGGGAAGUUGGAGUUGAGACAUAUGAUGCAUCUAAGAAGAAUAAUUUUAAUAUGAGGGUUGCGUUAUUAUGGACAAUAAGUGAUUUCCCUGUAUAUUCAAUGUUGUCCGAUUGGAGUAUAGCUAGCAAGACUACUUAUCCAUAUUGUAGGGAAGAUUCAGAUGCAUUCACAUUGACAAAGGGUGGUAAACAAUCAUGGUUUGAGAAUCACCAUAAAUUCUUACCAGCUGACCAUCCUUUCAGACGGAACAAAACUGCUUAUAGAAAGAACAAGACAAUUACAAAAAGUGCUCCCCCCAUUCUCUUUGGUGAGGAGAUUCUAGAACAAAUAGAACAUUUAGGAUUAAUGUGUGUCACAGAUAUGGGUGCAGAUGAGAAUAACAGUCGCAAACGAAAAAAUAGGGGGAAGACAAAAGACAAUGCAAAAUCAAGGGAAGAUUUGAAAGUCAUCUGUCACCGACCUGAGUUGGAGAGGAAUAUGGUAAUAGGAAAGUACCCUAAAGCAUGUUACACAUUAGACAAGCAAUUAAAAGCAAUGUUGUGUGAAUGGCUUAAAAAUCUUAGAUUCCCAAAUGGUCAUGUGUCAAACAUGGGUAGCUGUAUAGACAUGCGAAAACUGAAGUUGUUUGGGAUGAAAAGUCAUGACUGUCAUGUCUUUAUGCAGAGAUUACUCCCAAUAGCAUUCAGGGAAUUGCUUCUACAAAAUGUGUGGUAG